Messenger RNA from Athalia rosae (coleseed sawfly), 1725 nucleotides. RefSeq names its product probable methylmalonate-semialdehyde dehydrogenase [acylating], mitochondrial. Gene Ontology annotation, molecular function: malonate-semialdehyde dehydrogenase (acetylating, [NAD(P)+]) activity; methylmalonate-semialdehyde dehydrogenase (acylating, NAD+) activity. The transcript has 7 exons. The record is from RefSeq and is a predicted model, not a curated record. NCBI's taxonomy places the organism in Eukaryota, Metazoa, Arthropoda, Insecta, Hymenoptera, Athaliidae. Gene Ontology annotation, biological process: L-valine catabolic process; thymine catabolic process. Gene Ontology annotation, cellular component: mitochondrion. The coding region runs from base 145 to 1719 and encodes 524 amino acids.
GUGUAACGCGCGCGCGACGACGACUACGACUACGACGACGACGACGUAUAAUCGGAAUUUCACGAACUUCUACGUUCAGUCGGCGAUAAACCUCGGUAGGUGAUUAUUACCACGGUGUUGUAUUGUACAGAUAAUCGGACGACGAUGGCGCUAUUGGCUAAAAUUGCUAAAUGCGAGCUAAAAAACAGCCGGCGACUCUACGGCUCGACGAGCAAUUCCGCGGCGCCGGCCGUGAAAAUGUACGUCGAUGGAAAAUUCGUGGAUUCGAAAACCAAGGAAUUCGUGGACGUCCACAAUCCGGCUACGAACGCGGUGAUCUCGAGAACGCCAAAAUCGACGCGCGACGAAAUGGAGAGCGCGGUGACCGCGGCGAAAAAAGCAUUCGAAAAAUGGCGUUGGAGCAGCGUGAUAACGCGUCAACAAGUGAUGUUGAAAUACCAGGCACUGAUCAGAGCGAACAUGAAAAGAAUCGCCGAAAACAUCGUCAAAGAGAACGGGAAAACAAUGGUGGACGCCGAGGGAGACGUCCUCCGAGGCCUCCAGGUAGUGGAGAACUGUUGCGGAAUUCCGUCGCUCCUGAUGGGCGAGAGUCUGCCGAGCAUAGCGACGGACAUGGACACGGUGUCCUACCGUCUACCGAUCGGUGUCACGGCGGCGGUUUGCCCCUUCAAUUUUCCGGCGAUGAUACCGCUGUGGUCGUUCCCGCUGUCGGUCGCCUGCGGCAACACCGUGGUGAUGAAGCCAUCGGAGAGGGUGCCCGGCGCCACCAUGAUACUAGCGGAAUUGUUCGCCGAGGCUGGCGCGCCGCCCGGAGUCCUGAACGUCAUCCACGGGCAGCACGAGGCCGUCGAUUUCGUCUGCGAUCAUCCGGACAUCAAGGCGAUAUCGUUCGUCGGUUCUGACCAAGCGGGGAAGUACAUCUACGAGCGAGGAUCGGCGAAGGGUAAACGGGUCCAGUGCAACCUGGGUGCCAAGAAUCACUGCGUCGUGAUGCCGGACGCCAACAAGAACAAGACGAUCUCGCAAAUAGUCGGCGCCGCGUUCGGGGCGGCCGGUCAACGUUGCAUGGCGCUGUCCGUGGCUGUAUUCGUCGGCGAAUCGCGGGAUUGGAUAGCGGACAUCGUGCGCGCCGCGUCCCAGCUGAAGGUGAACGCGGGUCACGUGCCCGGUGCGGAUCUGGGCCCGGUGAUAUCGCCCCAGAGUAAGAAACGAAUCGCGGAGUUGGUGCAGUCCGGUAUCGAUGAGGGCGCCUCGGCCCCCCUGGACGGCAGGGGCGUCAGGGUGGAGGGAUUCGAGAACGGGAACUUCGUCGGACCUACGGUCCUCACGGGCGUAAGAACGGACAUGCGGUGCUACAGGGAGGAGAUAUUCGGUCCCGUGCUGCUCUGCGUGACCGCCGACACCCUCGACGAGGCCGUGGAGAUCGUCAACUCGAAUCCCUACGGGAACGGGACCGCCGUAUUCACGACGAACGGCGCCACCGCGCGCAGUUUCACCCACAAAAUCGACGUAGGACAGGUCGGCGUCAACGUACCGAUACCCGUGCCGCUUCCGAUGUUCAGUUUCACCGGGAGCCGAGGGUCGUUUCUGGGGGACAACCACUUUUACGGGAAAUAUGGACUGAAUUUCCUCACCCAGACCAAAACCGUAACUCAACUGUGGCCGUCUUCGGACGCCACCCACGUCACCUCGGCAACCGCCAUGCCCACCAUGCAAUAAUUUUGC